GUUCGGUGGUUUAGAUUUAUUCGGAGCAAGAGUAUCGAGUGAAAAGAGAAGAUCUUGGUGAAUCGAACGCAAACUGAGUCAAGACUUUGUCGAAAAAGUUAGUUAAAAUUUUGUCCGGAUACAAGUCAAAUAUUAAUCGCGAGCCUGACGUGAAUUUUCCAUAAAUGGAUAUGAAAAAUAAAAUUGCUCUGAUCACCGGGGGAGCCAAUGGAAUAGGCUUUUCAUACGCUAAAGAAUUCUUGAGAAAUGGAGCUUCGCACGUGGCGGUUCUCGAUUUGGCUGAUUCGAAAGGUGAAGAAGCGGUGAAAAAACUGAACGAGGAAUUUGGAAGCGGUCGAGCGAUCUUCGUCGUUUGCGACGUGACAAAGUCCGAGGAACUGGAAGCUGCGUUCGCAAGGAUUGUCAAGGAAUUUGGUCGACUCGACAUCGUCAUCAACAACGCUGGAAUAAUGGAUGACUCGCGUUGGGAGUUAGAGGUCAACAUCAAUUACAUCGGCCUGGUGCGUGGAACGCUGCUUGGCUUCCAGUACAUGGGAAAGGACAAGGGUGGUAAGGGUGGCACCAUAGUCAACAUCGCUUCAAUAGCUGGUCUUAUCCAUGCUCCAAUGUUCCCGAUCUACGUGGGUACCAAAUGCGCGGUCAUCGGCUUGACUCGGUCAUUUGGGCAUUCGUAUCAUUACGACAAGACUGGCGUUCGACUCUUGGCGAUGUGCCCAAGCGCCACGGACACACAGCUUGUAACCGGUGCCCCGAAGCGAACCUUGGACGUCGUCACCCCGGAUGCGGUGACGGAAAUAUUGAACACUUAUCCAUCGCAAACGGCGGACAGCGUGGCGCAAGGCAUGGUACAAAUUAUACGUGACGGAAAGAGCGGCAGCGUUUGGCUCGUCGAAAACGGGGAACCGGCGUUCGAGGUUGACAUUCCCGACGAAGUGAUUAGAAAAGUUUUGUAAAAAGGGGAACGGAACGAUAAUUGUGACCAUUUGAAUUUUAAGCAACAAUUAUAAGCUGAAUUGUAUUCCACUUGGAUUGAAUAAAUAAAACGAUCGUAUACACUGA
Messenger RNA from Neodiprion virginianus, 1059 nucleotides. Its product is annotated as 15-hydroxyprostaglandin dehydrogenase [NAD(+)]-like. Gene Ontology annotation, molecular function: oxidoreductase activity, acting on the CH-OH group of donors, NAD or NADP as acceptor. The record is from RefSeq and is a predicted model, not a curated record. Bases 165 to 953 code for a protein of 262 amino acids. Gene Ontology annotation, cellular component: cytoplasm. The transcript has 6 exons. Lineage: Eukaryota; Metazoa; Arthropoda; Insecta; Hymenoptera; Diprionidae.